AUGUCGGAACCGCCGCGCAAACGAGCCAAGUUGGCAUGUGUCACAUGCAAUGCGCGACGAGUCAAGUGCGAUGUCACUGAGCGACAGCCGUGCAGUAACUGUACUGCCGGCGAUGUGCAGUGCGAGACACGGGAAUCCAGGCGCGGCAAGCACAUCAGAAAGCCGCGAGGUGAGGCCGAAGUACGAAGCAGGACGUAUGUCGAGAUACCCAGGAGCAGUCCGCCCGAUAUAUCAGCUUUCAGCCCCCAGCGCCACGAAGAUGAGGUCGCGGCAUCACACGUGCUGGCGUCCUUAUCGUCCAACUUUACUAGCCCCGCCAACACCCACACGCCAUCCGCCAGCAGCCAUCAUCACUUCACCGCCCCGCCUGUCCCGCAAGAGCCACAGGAUGAUAUUACAAGAAAUGAAAGCCAGCAGGACGAUGCCGUGUUCCUCGGUGAGUCCAGCUCGUUGCGUUACGUGACAGAGGAGCCGACCGCUGCCGCCGCCGGCCGCCGGGAGUCUUGCUUUCGCCAUGCCGUGCCUACUGCUGGAAGAGCAGAUUCACAUGUGCCAGAGUGGGAGGCAGAAAGACGCAUCGCGAGGAAGAAGGCCUUACAAGCAGAAGGAGCAUUUUCAUUUCCCCCUGCCGCUGUCCGACAAGAGCUACUAGAGGCAUACUUCAAAUGGUUCCACCCGCAUUUCGCCAUCCUUGACGAAGAAGAUUUCUGGAACUCCUACCACCACUUCGAAUUUUCGGGCUUGCUCUUACAGGCUAUGAUGUUUAUUGGCGUGAUACACUGCAACGAGUCGACGCUUAAUAACCUCGGGUGGGGCAAUCGUCAUCGAGCAAAGUGGUUCUUUUACAUCCGGGCAAAAGACAUUUACGACGCGACUUUCGAGAGUAACAAGAUCAUAGUAAUCCAGGCUCUAUUUAUGAUGAGCUUCUGGAGAGCUGGCGCCCUCCUUGAAAAGGAUGCUCGGCAUUGGCUUGGAACGGCUAUCAGUCUAUCGGAAACUCGGGCGCUACAUCGCCGUGGGGGAAAUACAGAAGAAAAGCUGACGAGGGUCAAGAGGAGGCUCUGGUGGGCAAUCUACGUCCGCGAGAGACAAUGUGCAGCCGCGCUGGGCCUGCCGUGUCGAAUACGCGAUAAAGACUGCGAUAUUGAACCCUUGUCAUACGCCGACUUCACACAUGCCUUCCGGUCAUCAGUCCCAGUCGGGGAUCGCCGUCGCUCGACUGCCUACGCCAUAAGUAUGCUACAGCUAGCCGUAUUUCUUGGCCGUGUAGUCGAUGCUGGCUACUUGCCCGGGCGUACACUGAGACCCGAAGACGCGACCAAACUUCGCGAUGAGCUAUACAGUUGGAAGAACGACGUCCCCCCUGCAAUGCAAUUGAAUCCCGGUGCUGGCGAUAUACCGAAUCUCCAGGCUAGCAUGCUUCAUCUAGCCUACAACAACCUACUGAUACUUCUGCAUCGGACCAGUUUCAUCAUGGACGAGAACCGCGGCGCAGCAACAGAAAGUAAUGUCGCCCUUCAAGCUGCGGCACGCAAUUCGCGUAUAGUCGAAGACAUGCUUUCAGGUGGAAAUAUCGAGCACGCUCAGAUGCAUGUCAUUACAAACUUAUUCAACACGCUAUGCAUCCAUGUGGUAAACUUUCGGCGUUCAACUGGAGUCAACCGCACGCUGGCAGAACAUCGCGCAAAGCUCUGCCUGUUGGGUUUGAGAGAGCUUCAGAAGACGUGGGAAGUAACAAACUGGGUUGUGGAGUUGUUUUUUCACUACCUCGACCGCGACACAGCUUCCAGGUUGGCCAUGGAAGCAGAUGAAGGCGGAAAUGCCGGUAUCAACAGUCAAGUACCUAACGCGCCUGCGUCUUCCACUGCUUGGAUGCAACAGGCAGUGCAAAGUCAAGCCACCAAUGGAACUGUGGCUCGCAACAUGCAGCCAUCAGGCAUAGUCACACCCUCCAGUACUAGCCCAAAGCCCUUGUGGACUUUGGAUGAGGCAGAUCAGUAUCUUUUUAUGCAGAUUGAAAAUGACUUUGCGUUUGGUGAGGGUGGACUACAGCAGCUAUGCUGGGAGGAUUAG
Molecule: messenger RNA, 2073 nt
Organism: Exserohilum turcica Et28A
Lineage: Eukaryota; Fungi; Ascomycota; Dothideomycetes; Pleosporales; Pleosporaceae
Exons: 2
Coding region: 1-2073 (690 amino acids)
Biological process (GO): DNA-templated transcription; regulation of DNA-templated transcription
Molecular function (GO): DNA-binding transcription factor activity, RNA polymerase II-specific; DNA binding; zinc ion binding
Source: RefSeq, a predicted model, not a curated record